AUGAAAUGAAAACUCCAUAAAUUGACCCACUCUCUCUCUUGCUUUCUCUUUAUUCACCUGUGUAAGCAAACUCUCCAAAAACUAAAAAAUCUCUCUUGAUUUCUCUCUCUUACUCAGAUAUCUGCUUCUUUGAUAUACCCAGAAUUUUUCUGCUACUGAAUCAGUAAAAAAAACCCAAAAGAACCCAUAAAAUAAAAACAUCAAAAACUGAAAAACCCAGAAAAAUUUCAUGGUUUAUAAUCAUCUUUAGUUGAUAAAUUUAGUAAAGUUUGAAGCUUUUUAGUGGAAAAAUCAGGAAAAAUGGGGGCUUUAGCUGUGGAAAAAUCAGGAAAAAUGGAGGCUUUAGCUAUGCCUUUUGAAAGAUUACCACUUGGGUUUAGGUUUAAGCCAACAGAUGUGGAGUUAAUCGAUCAUUAUCUUAGGUUGAAGAUCAACGGUAAAGAUAAAGAAGUUGCAUGUAUCACUGAAGUUGAUAUUUGCAGGGUUGAACCCUGGGAUCUUCCUGGUUUGUCAUUUAUCAAAUCGAUGGAUCAUGAAUGGUUCUUCUUUUGUCCUCGUGACCGGAAGUACCCCAAUGGUCAGAGGUCGAAUCGAGCUACUGAAGCUGGAUACUGGAAGGCCACUGGUAAAGACAGGAGCAUCAAGUCAAGGAAAAUGGGUUUGAUUGGUAUGAAGAAGACUCUUGUAUUUUACAAGGGGCGAGCUCCCAAGGGGCAGCGUACCCAUUGGGUUAUUCAUGAGUAUCGUACUACUCUUCAGGAGCUUGAUGGCUCGCACCCAGGGCAGGGGGCGUUUGUACUUUGUCGCUUAUUCAACAAAGCUGAUGAUGUGAAACCAGAUGAUAAUGAUGAUGGUUCUCACACUGAAGAAGUUGAAACAAACAUUUGUUCUCCUAAUCCAACUAUUAUUUCACAGGAAGACAUUCAGUCUGAGCCAGCAGUUGUUCAGGCUUCUCCUCUGUCUGUUGAACAGAGUGUAGAGCAGCAAAUGAUAUCCGAGAAUUGCGUAGUCAAAACUUCUGAUAGCACAACAUCUGAAGCUCUAUAUCCUGAUCGUACUCAGGCAAAUGUAGAGAUGAUGCAUGAGGUGGAUUCCCAUGUCAAUGAACCUAAUUACUUUUAUGAUCCUCCUGAGGGUUACUUCAAAUGGCCGACAAUGCCUUUGAACCAGGGACCUGUUGGCAUGGAUGACCUUUUCCCUGCAGACAUUGGUGAUGGUCGUAGUGAAUUGCAUUUUCAGGACAACAAUGGAAGGGAUCCCAUUGCUGACUUCCUUGAUUCUGUUCUUAUUAAUCCAGAUAUGCCCGUCUACGAGGAAGCUGUUGGUCAAGGGCCUUUAAGCAUUGGAGGUGACAUGUGGAGGAAUUCAUAUAUGAAGGAGAGUGGAUCAUGUAGUGGGUCUGAUGUUGAUGUAGUCCGGUAUCAGGGUGAUGUGGGAUACAUUCGCUGCAUAACUGGUAACAACAAGAAUUGUAAUGAUCCAAAGGGCAACAAGGAAAUUAUACAGCAACACACUUUGGCUGAUGAUGAUGAUAUCUUCUCUGAGGCUUCUCUGGAUCGAUUCUUGAACAUACCUAGUGUGAAAGCUGAAGAUGGUAAUCAGUUUGUUGGAAAUAAUGGAAUCAUUAUAAGGUCUCACAUGCGUGGAAGGCAGAUGCAGUCCUCAAACUUUGGAGAACAGGGAAGUGCACCAAGAAGAGUCCGUUUACAAGUGAACAAUGAUGAGGAAAAACACUUGGAAUUUGCAGUUACUGAGAGAAGUUGUUCUCCAGCUGCAUUUGACUUGUCUUCUACCAUUGCUCCUUCUGAGGAUGUCAUCUCCCUGGCAGAUCUUGGAGAAAAUGCUGCUGGUCAUAAUGGUGAAGUUGUUGAAACAGGGAUCAAGAUAAGAACCCAUCUACAGAGAUCUCGGUUUGGUGCCUCGAAAUCUGUACAGCAGGGAACUGCGCAUAGAAGAAUUCGCCUGCAGAAGCGAUCAAGUAAUAAGUUCAAAGUAGCUGAGGUUAAACCGUUGGUUGCUGAGGUAAGGAAUGAGUCCGAGAAAGUUGUUGAAAAGCAAUGUGCUGGUAACUCUGAUGGCGGACCUGAUCAAAAGUGUAGUUUUGUCAAGAAGUCUAUGAUGGUGCAUAUGGUUAAGGUAGUUAUGGUUGUUUUCUUGUUCAUGGCUUGCAUUGGCUUAUGGAUAGCUCGGAAUGUAUCGAUACUCUCGAGCUAAAAUUUUGUAUAUAUGAGUGUCCCUCAUAUCUUAGCCAAUCUAUAUAUGGUAAGAGGGGAAUGAUGUACAGAUUCUAGACUGGUUUGUGUUUAGGCUGUCCUUUUGUUUUUAGAGCAUCAGAGUUAGCUUGCUAAUUAUUAUAUACUACUAUCUAUAUGACAAAUCUCCUACAGUUUUUUGUA
Messenger RNA from Beta vulgaris subsp. vulgaris (sugar beet), 2396 nucleotides. Its product is annotated as protein NTM1-like 9. NCBI's taxonomy places the organism in Eukaryota, Viridiplantae, Streptophyta, Magnoliopsida, Caryophyllales, Amaranthaceae. Gene Ontology annotation, molecular function: DNA binding. The coding region runs from base 301 to 2214 and encodes 637 amino acids. Gene Ontology annotation, biological process: regulation of DNA-templated transcription. The record is from RefSeq and is a predicted model, not a curated record. The transcript has 5 exons.